GGCGACCAGCCCCGGCUGCCCUUCACCCUGCGCCGCCCCAGUCCACCGCCGCGUUCGCCGGAGCGACGAUCUCGCGCCGCCGCCUCCUCCUCCUCCCCUAGAUUCCUGACCCGGCCACGCCGGCGGCGCUCCCCCUCCGCCGGAGGCUGGCAUGGCGUCCGGCCGCGGCGGGAUCCCCGGGCCCUCUCGCGCCCUCCUCGUCCUCCUCCUCCCGGCGUUGCUGAUGCUCCUGGCCUUCUCCACCUCCUCCUCCGCGGCGGCGUCGUCGCCGGGCGCGAUGCACAACAACAACUGGGCCGUGCUCGUCUGCACCUCACGCUUCUGGUUUAAUUAUCGACAUAUGGCAAAUACUCUGUCUCUGUACAGGACAGUUAAGAGAUUAGGAAUACCCGACGAGCGGAUCAUACUUAUGUUGGCGGAUGAUAUGGCUUGUAACCCUAGGAAUAACUAUCCUGCCCAAGUGUUCAAUAAUGAGAACCACCAGCUUAAUCUAUAUGGUGACAACGUUGAGGUUGAUUACCGAGGUUAUGAGGUGACAGUUGAAAACUUUUUGAGAGUUUUGACUGGAAGACAUGAAAGUGCUGUACCAAGAUCAAAGCGUCUUUUAAGUGAUGAAGGAAGCCAUAUUCUCUUGUAUAUGACAGGACAUGGUGGGGAUGAGUUUUUGAAGUUCCAAGAUUCUGAAGAACUUCAGAGCCAUGAUUUAGCAGAUGCAGUAAAGCAAAUGAAGGAGAAGCAUAGAUUUAAAGAGUUGUUGAUAAUGGUAGAUACAUGCCAAGCUGCCACUCUCUUUUCACAGCUUCAAUCACCUGGUGUUUUAACGAUUGGUAGCAGCAUGAAGGGUGAAAACUCUUAUUCUCAUCAUCUUGAUUCAGACAUUGGUGUUUCUGUUGUGGAUAGGUUUACCUUUUAUACACUUGCUUUCUUUGAGAAACUCAACAUGUAUAGCAAUGCCUCAUUGAACAGUCUUUUCAACUCCUAUAAUCCUUCUAUGCUGUUGUCGACUGCGUAUUAUCGGAUGGAUCUUUAUGAACGGCCAUUAAAUGAGGUCCCUGUGACAAAUUUCUUUGGAUCAGUCAUGAAUACUAUCCACACAGAUUCUGCCUACUCAGGCUUCUUAGCUGCAGAUGAUAUUGGAACCAUCCCAUCCACUGGAGAUAAUCUACUGAACCAUGCUGUGUUACAGAAUAAGGCUAGCCAAAGAAGAUCAAACAUUGAAGAAGUGAAAGAAGCACAAGUAAGGUCCCAUGGGUGGACAGAUGUUCUGCUGGAACAGCUUGAUGUCAAGAAUGCUGACACUAUUGUCAUGUAUGGUCUGGGAACAAUGGGUAUACUGUUAGCAAUUUCAACCUGGUUAUCAAUGUAGAAACAAAGAAGUAUGAAGUGUGCUGUUCACACAUCAUCCUCUUCUAGAUAAAUGAAUCAUCCUAACCCCUGGAUAGAGAUCAAAAAGGAAGAAACUUUGGAGGUUAACUCUUUGUAUAUUUUUUCUCUUUGGUAAUGUCCAUUCAGCUGGGACAUAAUUUUGUAUUUAGUUUUUGUAUGCCACGUUCAACUUUUUGUCAGGAUACUCAUUAUUUGCCAUUCUUUUCUAUUGAAUAAUUUUAUGCAUUUAUGUUACAAUUCUUGCAUAGCA
Oryza sativa Japonica Group (Japanese rice) is the source of this 1636-nucleotide messenger RNA. RefSeq lists its product as uncharacterized. Gene Ontology annotation, cellular component: GPI-anchor transamidase complex. Gene Ontology annotation, molecular function: GPI-anchor transamidase activity. Gene Ontology annotation, biological process: attachment of GPI anchor to protein; proteolysis. NCBI's taxonomy places the organism in Eukaryota, Viridiplantae, Streptophyta, Magnoliopsida, Poales, Poaceae. The record is from RefSeq and is a predicted model, not a curated record.